Molecule: messenger RNA, 881 nt
Organism: Amaranthus tricolor (Joseph's coat)
Lineage: Eukaryota; Viridiplantae; Streptophyta; Magnoliopsida; Caryophyllales; Amaranthaceae
Product: ethylene-responsive transcription factor LEP-like
Exons: 1
Coding region: 153-881 (242 amino acids)
Biological process (GO): regulation of DNA-templated transcription
Molecular function (GO): DNA binding; DNA-binding transcription factor activity
Source: RefSeq, a predicted model, not a curated record
CUCUCUCUAAUCACUCCCAAUUCAAAGAGUUAAGUCUCACGUACGACAUAUAUACUUAACCAAAUCUUACCAUAUAGUCCAAAAUACUACUAGCUAACUUUAAUCAUAUUUAUAUUAUUUGUCACUAUAAAAUCCUUAAAUUUUCGUUUCUUAUGGAAUAUUUAGGUAUGAACAAAAACUCAAAUAUGACAAAGAUUUCUUCACCAAGAAGUAAGAGAAAACACCACCAACAACAAGAGGACUCACCCUCAAAUAUCAAGUAUUUAGGGGUGAGGCGACGUCCUUGGGGUCGUUAUGCAGCUGAGAUAAGAGACCCUACUACAAAGGAGCGUCAUUGGCUUGGCACGUUUGACACUGCUGAAGAGGCUGCCCUUGCUUAUGAUCGAGCUGCGCGGUCUAUGAAAGGGUCAUUUAGAGCCCGAACUAACUUUGUGUAUUCAGACUCUCCACCAGGGUCAUCAAUCACUUCUAUUUUGUCUCCCGAUGAUCAAUCUCUUCUAAACCAAAUAUUUUUUACAAGCGGCUCAUCUUCGACCCAAACCCAACCCAAUAUCGUGGAUCAAAAUUUUUGGGCUUGUUGGAGUGCUAACUAUCCUCAGCCCAAUACUCACAAUCAGCCGAUUGAGAACAAGGAUCAUACCCAAGAAGUUGAGCUCCCCCCAUUGCCCCCGGACAUUACUUCAAGUUACAACAUGGGCUUGGAUGUGGGUAUGGGCAUGGGCAUAGGUAUGGGUAUGGAUAUGAGUCAAUGGGUUGGAAACACCCCGGAGGUUUUUGGGUUCUCGUGUCAGAAUGAAUCAUUUGGGAUUGAUAACACAAUUUAUAGGGAUCCCAAUGUGAUUUCCAACCCGAUUUCUGAUGGGUUUGACUUUGCCAUUUAA